This is a messenger RNA of Fibroporia radiculosa, 2037 nucleotides long. RefSeq lists its product as uncharacterized. The coding region runs from base 1 to 2037 and encodes 678 amino acids. The transcript is spliced from 4 exons. Lineage: Eukaryota; Fungi; Basidiomycota; Agaricomycetes; Polyporales; Fibroporiaceae. The record is from RefSeq and is a predicted model, not a curated record. Gene Ontology annotation, cellular component: cytoplasm.
AUGCAGACCAUCACCCACCAGCAGUACGCCUCAGACGACGACCGCACUAACCGCUUCCUCUCUGAUCAUGCCUCCGAUUCUUCCAACAACCUCAGAGAGCGUGCCGCCAGCCAGCCCCCCAGAACAAACACCCAGGCCUUCCUCUCCUCUCCCAUGCAGCCCUUGCGAAAUCCCUCAAACGGCGUCUGGCCCCGUCUCUCGGGCUUGAAUCCUAACAAUACCAACGGCUCUCUUCCCCAGUCAGUUCCCACGCGAAGUGCCUCCUUCUCCUCUUCCCCUCCCAACCCCCAGGCCGUCUUUUCCUCCGCCAUGCGCGACUCCCAUUUCGCCUCCACCUUCGAGGACGACGAGUCCGAGGCCCUCUCCGACAUCCAGGACCCCUAUGAUCCCUAUGAUGACCGCUACCCCCGCUCUUCCAUCCAGGUAGGACGCGGUCGCACCUAUGCGGCCGAUCUGACCCGCAGCAGAUCCCAAUCCCUCGCCACCACGCGCCCGGGCCCCAUUGGUACCGGCCUCCCCCACGGUUCGUCCAGCCUCUGGAAUGACUCUUCCUUUUCCAACGCCAAAAACAUUCCGGCCCCUCGGUAUAACGAGCUAAAAGCCCCCGCCAGCCGCUAUGGCUCCCUUGGCGCCCUCGGCAGGUCCUCCUCCAGCGGCUACGGCUCCAUUACCGACCCUUCCAACAUGAGCCCCUUCGUCCGAGACGUGGGCCAGAUUCUUCUGGACGACGGAUCGGCCUUUCGCGAGCUGUGGGCUGGGAUGCACCCCCCACGCGACGAAAACGGCGGCGGCGGAAGCGGGACCACGAGCAGACGUCAUAGCGUCAGCGUGGUGCAGCCUCGAAGGCCGGCUAUAGUUGGUUUCAAUGUUCCAGGGGGCGACGGCCCGGAAGAAAAGACACGACCUGGAGCCUUCCACUCUGCUUCCUUUGCGGGGGGUGGGGGCCUGCUUCUUACUGACGACGACCUUGCCAGCGACCUUAAUAUGCUUAGUCUCCGUGAUGACGGCCGCCCUUCCUCCACCAUGCAUCCGCCCAGCCAACCUUCCUCCCUGCCCAUAUACGCGCCUCUUUCCCGCAGCCCCCCAUCCGGUGCAGACCGCCUUUCGCCGUAUCAGCCCCUCCACCUCAACAUCCCCGGCUCGCUCGCAUCUCGUCAGUCUAUCGGCUCCCCCAGCGACAGCGGCCUGUCAGGCGGCAGCCCUUCUCGCAGCCACCUUGACGCCCUCGCUCAAGACGGCUACGGGUCGCUCGCUCGCGACUCUGCGCGCGACAGGAUCAUGGCGCGGUUCGUCCCCGGCCAGGGUAUCCAGCACAUCCCCGAGCAGAGCAUCAUGGCUCAGUCCAUCUCGCCCGUCAGCCUGCGCUCGUCCGGCCACUAUGCGCCUGCGAUCCAGCGCCGACCCUCGGGGUCCGAGCCGGCAAGCAAGGCAUUGAGCGAGCUGGGCAAGGGCGUGCCGCUCCACUCGGUGCCGACGUCGUGGCCGCUGUACAUUGUCGAGUUCAAGGCAGGCCGCACAGAUUUGUUUUACUCCACGGACCUCGCGCCCGAUAUCCGCGUCAACGACAUCGUUAUCGUCGAGGCGGACCGCGGGAAAGAUUUGGGCAGGGUCAUCAACGACACGAUCACCCUUGCGGAGGUAGAGGCGUUCCAGAAGCAGCAGAAGCUCAUGAAUAUUGGAUAUGCGGACGCACAUGGCGUCCCCACCAGCCCGAACGGGUCUAGUGGCGGCAGUGGCAAGGAGAUCAAUCCCAAGAUGAUAUAUGGGAAGGCUCAGUUGCAAGAUACACAGGCACUUGCUAUUAAAUUGCAAGACGAAGAUAAAGCACUAGAGUUGUGCCGAAGUAAAGUGCGGCAACGCAAGCUGCCCAUGGAGGUUGUCGACGCCGAGUUCCAAUGGGACCGGCGCAAGUUGACGUUCUAUUUUAUCGCCGAGAAGCGGAUCGACUUCCGCGAGCUUGUCCGGGAACUAUUCCGGCUGUACAAAACCAGAAUCUGGAUGGCGUCCCUGGGCGGUGCGGGCAGCUUCGAGCAAUGA